UGACAUCAAAGAAAACAAAACACGGUUUAAAAUGAAAAUUAUAAAGCGCGAAAUAGAAACUAACAAUUUGAAACCACACACAUUAGUCGGAAGAUGAAGCUUUGGAAACGCGCCGCCGUAGUUCUCAAAGACGGACCUAGUCUCAUCGCGGCUGAUGACAUUCUCACAGCAGCCGUUGUGAAAGCUACAAGCCACGACGAGCUCUCCAUUGAUACAGAGAGCGCUCAAUUCAUCUACCGUCACGUUCUCUCUAGCCCGUCAAGCCUCAAGCCUCUCGUAAGCUUAAUCUCGUCUCGCGUGAAACGCACGCGAAGCUGGGCGGUUGCUUUAAAAGGCUUAAUGCUAAUGCACGGCUUCUUCCUCUGUAAAUCAACCGUAGCAGAAUCGAUCGGACGGUUACCUUUCGAUCUUUCGAGUUUCGGCGAAGGUAAUUCACGGAUUAUGAGCAAAUCCGGUGGGUUUAAUCUCUUCGUACGUGCUUAUUUCGCGUUUCUUGAUCGAAGAUCGAUUCUGUUUCACGAUGGGAAUCGUCAUCGAUACAACGAAGAAUCAUCGGUUCUGAUUCGACUUGUGAUUAUUCGUAAGAUGCAGAUUAUUGUUGAUUCUUUGAUUAGAAUCAAACCGAUUGGUGAAAACAUGAUGAUACCUGUGAUUAAUGAAGCUAUGGAGAAUGUGGUUAGUGAGAUUAUGGAGAUUUACGGUUGGAUUUGUCGUCGUAUUGCUGAAGUUUUACCUAACGUGCACUCCAAGAUAGGUAAAACAGAGGCAGACUUGGCGUUGAAGAUUGUUGCUAAAUCCAUGAAGCAAGGAGGAGAGCUAAAAAAGUAUUUUGAGUUUUGUAAAGACUUGGGAGUUUCUAAUGCUCAAGAGAUUCCUAAUUUCGUAAGGAUUCCUGAAGCGGAUGUGAUUCAUCUCGAUGAACUCGUAAGGACGGCGAUGGAGUCGUCUGAGGAAAGUGCGGAGAGAACAGAGAUUGCUGAGGAAGAAGAAGAAGAAGAGGAAGAGAUAGAGACGAAGCUUUCUGAUUUGAUAACACUUGAUCAUAAUGAGGAAGCUCCUGCCUCUCCUCCGAGAGUUGUUGUCGUUGAUAUUCCAGACUUAAUUAGCUUUUAACUAUGAUUAUAUUCUGUAUUAAUUUCGAUUGUUGUUAUUGUUCAUAUGGUACACAUUCAAAUUAAUUUCGCGCUUGGGACAAAGCUAUACUUCCUUUAGUUAAUGAUUAUUCAGACAUCAAUUCUAGUAUGUUUUUCAAC
Arabidopsis thaliana (thale cress) is the source of this 1253-nucleotide messenger RNA. RefSeq names its product ENTH/ANTH/VHS superfamily protein. Bases 94 to 1113 code for a protein of 339 amino acids. The transcript has a single exon. NCBI's taxonomy places the organism in Eukaryota, Viridiplantae, Streptophyta, Magnoliopsida, Brassicales, Brassicaceae. Gene Ontology annotation, cellular component: clathrin-coated vesicle; clathrin-coated pit; Golgi apparatus. Gene Ontology annotation, biological process: clathrin coat assembly; clathrin-dependent endocytosis. Gene Ontology annotation, molecular function: phospholipid binding; clathrin binding; 1-phosphatidylinositol binding. The record is from RefSeq and is marked reviewed.